UCCGGCGCCGCUACCGCGCUAACCCCACCACGCGCGCGCACAGGCUUUCGGCUUUCCUCGCCACCACCGCCCCUCUCCCUACUCCUAGUUCGCCAUCUCCUCCCCACGGGACGUGGCGCCAACACGCCACACACACCCACACGGCUGACGCGAGCCAGCCAGCCAGCCAGCCGCCCGCAGGGAUGGCUUCGUCCACCGCCACGGCCGCCGCGUUCGCGUACCUCCUCCCGGCCGCGCAGGGCUCCUCCUCCCGGCUCCCCAAGGCCGCCGCGGCGUCCUUCGCGCGCCUCCCGGCUCACUCGGCGGCAGCGGUGUCCGUCGGGGCGCCGCGGCGGCGCAGGUGGGCUCCCGGAGUGGCCUACGCCACCGCCGCCACGGAGAAGAGCAUCUACGACUUCACCGUCAAGGAUAUUGAUGGAAAAGGUAUUUCACUUAGCAAGUUCAAGGGAAAGCCACUGUUGAUUGUUAAUGUUGCUUCUCAAUGUGGGCUUACAACAGCGAAUUACACUGAACUAUCUCAUCUCUACGAGAAGUACAAGACUCAAGGAUUUGAGAUUCUGGCAUUUCCAUGUAAUCAAUUUGGUUUUCAAGAACCUGGAUCAAAUUCACAGAUAAAGCAGUUUGCCUGUACAAGAUUUAAGGCUGAAUUUCCUAUUUUUGAUAAGGUUGAUGUGAACGGACCCAACACAGCCCCUAUUUAUAAGUUUCUUAAGUCGAGUGCUGGAGGGUUUUUGGGUGAUCUAGUGAAGUGGAACUUUGAGAAGUUCUUAGUGGACAAAAAUGGCAAAGUUGUGGAGAGGUACCCACCAACAACUUCACCAUUCCAGAUUGAGAAGGACAUCCAGAAACUCCUUGCGGCAUAAGUUCUACGAGUCCAAAUUCAGUUAAGCACUCCUGUAUAUAUUGCCUUUUCUGAAACUAGAGUUUACUUGCGAUUAUAACUCUUCCGCAAUAUAAUAUUCCAUUUCUGUAAAACAAUUAGCUGAUAUGUACACAUACAUUAUACAUACUAGUAACUCCUUAGCGAUUGACAUUUCUGGACGGCUGGACCCUGGUAGUGAUUGCACGUUAGUUUGGAGUUGUA
Brachypodium distachyon (stiff brome) is the source of this 1084-nucleotide messenger RNA. RefSeq names its product phospholipid hydroperoxide glutathione peroxidase 1, chloroplastic. Gene Ontology annotation, molecular function: glutathione peroxidase activity. Bases 183 to 863 code for a protein of 226 amino acids. The transcript is spliced from 6 exons. Lineage: Eukaryota; Viridiplantae; Streptophyta; Magnoliopsida; Poales; Poaceae. The record is from RefSeq and is a predicted model, not a curated record. Gene Ontology annotation, biological process: response to oxidative stress.